This is a messenger RNA of Sporisorium graminicola, 1902 nucleotides long. RefSeq lists its product as uncharacterized. Gene Ontology annotation, cellular component: mitochondrion. The transcript has a single exon. The record is from RefSeq and is a predicted model, not a curated record. Lineage: Eukaryota; Fungi; Basidiomycota; Ustilaginomycetes; Ustilaginales; Ustilaginaceae. The coding region runs from base 1 to 1902 and encodes 633 amino acids. Gene Ontology annotation, biological process: L-leucine biosynthetic process. Gene Ontology annotation, molecular function: 2-isopropylmalate synthase activity.
AUGGCGCCGAUGAUUCCCGGCGACAAGUACAAGCAGUACAAGCCCAUCGACCUGCCCAACCGAACGUGGCCCACAAAGAUCCAACAAACGUCGCCAAUUUGGACCUCGGUCGACCUCAGAGAUGGCAAUCAGGCCCUCAUCAACCCCAUGUCUGGCGAGCAGAAGCUCAAGUUCUACCAGAAGCUCGUCGAGGUCGGCUUCAAGGAGAUCGAAGUCGCUUUUCCUUCCGCCUCGGAUACCGACUUUGGUUUUGUCCGUCACAUUAUCGAGAACAACAUGAUUCCCGACGACGUCUACAUCCAGGUCCUCACCCCGGCUCGUGAAGAGCUCAUCCGACGCACUUUCGAGUCGAUCAAGGGCGCCAAGAACGUUGUGCUGCACAUGUACAACGCCUCGUCCCCCCUCUUCCGCAACGUCGUCUUCAACAACUCGCAAGAACAGACCAUCGACCUUGCAGUGCGUCACACCAAGAUCGUCCGCGAGCUUGUAGAUCACUACUCGAAACCCGAGAACGGCGGCACCAACUUCAAGUACGAGUACUCGCCCGAGACCUUUACUCAGACCGAGAUGGACUUUGCCGUCCAGAUCUGCGAGGCGGUGCGCACAGCCUGGGGCAAGGCCAGCCACGAGACGCCCAUCAUCUUCAACCUGCCCGCGACUGUCGAGGUGGGGCCGCCCAACCACUAUGCCGACCAGAUCGAGUACUUUUGCAACAACAUCACCGACCGCAAGUCGGUCAUUGUCUCGCUCCAUCCCCACAACGACCGAGGCUGUGCGGUCGCCGCAACCGAGCUCGGCAUGCUUGCCGGCGGUGACCGUGUCGAGGGCUGCCUCUUCGGUAAUGGUGAGCGAACCGGAAACGUCGACAUUGUCACGCUGGCGCUCAACCUGUUUUCGCAGGGUAUCCAGCCUGGCGAGCUCGACCUCUCUGAUAUUCAGUCGGUCGUCGACGUCGUGAGCGGCUGCAACGACAUCCCCGUCCACCCGCGUCAUCCUUACGCCGGCGACCUGGUCUUUACCGCGUUUUCGGGCAGCCACCAGGACGCGAUCAAGAAGGGAUUCGCAGCACAGGCCAAGCGAAUCGAGCAAGGCGACAACACCUGGGAGAUCCCGUACCUCCCCAUCGACCCUCUCGACCUCGGCUGCACCUACGAGGCCGUCAUCCGCGUCAACUCACAAUCGGGUAAAGGCGGUGUCGCCUACCUGGUCGCACAGAGUCUCGGUCUGGAUCUGCCUCGCAGGAUGCAGGUCGCCUUCUACCAGGUCAUCCAGGAAGUCGCCGACCGCACGGGCAAGGAGAUGAUCACCGAAGACAUCGUCCGCAUCUUCACGCAGACGUAUCACCUAUCCUCGCUCGAAGCCGGCCGCAACGAGGGCCGCUUCGCUCUGCGCGGCUACUCGCUCUCAGACGACCUUGCUAGCAGCAUCACCUCGGAGGACGAGCACGCCUCGGGUCUUCAAACGCCCCGACCGCGUCGCUUCACGGGCAAGGUCGUGUACCAGGGCAAGACGCACGAGCUCACGGGCACGGGCAACGGUGCACUCUCUGCGUUCCUCGAUGCCAUCGAGUCGACUUUUGCUAUCAAGGCCGAGAUCCGCGAGUACAGCGAGCACGCCAUCACCCAGGGAUCGAGUCUGCAGACGAAUGCAGCAGGUGCACAGGCUGGGCGUGCCAACGGCUCCAAGGCGCAAGCCGCUUCGUACGUCGAGCUGAUCAACCCCGUGCAGAAGGAGCAGAUGGGUGAGAAGAAGGCACCCGGCUUCUGGGGUGUCGGCAUUGACGUCGACAUCACCACUGCCUCGCUCAAGGCGGUCCUGUCGGCGAUCAGCAACAUUUCGCAACCUGAGGCUAUCAUCGCCACCGCUGUCGAUGCCGCUGCCGUCUCGAAUGGUAAGCAGUGA